Messenger RNA from Podospora anserina S mat+, 717 nucleotides. RefSeq lists its product as uncharacterized. The record is from RefSeq and is a predicted model, not a curated record. NCBI's taxonomy places the organism in Eukaryota, Fungi, Ascomycota, Sordariomycetes, Sordariales, Podosporaceae. Bases 1 to 717 code for a protein of 238 amino acids. The transcript has a single exon.
AUGGACAUUGAGCAGCACCGCUCACACCUGGCAUCGCCCAUUACAAAUUCUCACCCAACUCUCUCUUUUCCCACACCUACUUCUUUUACCUCGACUCCCAUACAACGGAAACUCGUCAUUCAUGAGAUGCCAUCCAAAUCCGUCAACAACAUGAACUUGCAGCAGAGCUUCUCCUCUGUUGCCGAUGCCCUAGAGGCUGAAGACACCAUGUCUGAUAUCAUCCCACAGCAACCUUCGACUUCCACCCGCGCCGCCCCAACCAGUACCCGAGCUCGUGGAGGCCGCGGUCGUGGCGGCUCCCGCGGAGGCAGAGGUCGUGGUGGCAAGUCAUCACAACCGAAAGCUCCCGCCGGUCGCGGUCGUCGUCAGAAACUUUAUGAGGACAGCAAAGUACAAGCUGCCCACGAGAGAGCGCAGGAGCUGAAGCAGGCCUGGGGCGUGCUCUCCAAGUUAGUCAAGCCAGCAGCCCAAGAGAUCGCCGACAGGUCGAUCAAUCAGCUUCUUGAAGACCCUGGUGUCGUUGAGAGAGUACCCGAAUUCGACGUCGCUCAAAAGUUCCUGAAGCAGCGAUACGAAGACACGCUCAGCCAGAAUGAUCGAAUUCUCGAGAUGAGCCGUCAGAUGGCCCAGCGUGUUUAUGAAGGCGAGGUCGAAGCAGCCAGAGCUUCAUAUGCCGUAAGUUUUCAUCUUUACUUCCAUACACACAGCAUUCACUAA